CGUGAGCUCAAGUGGCGCUGUGGGCACUGCAACUGCGCCCGCAACCUCGACUCCAUGGUCUACUGCAAGCACUGCGGGGAGCGGCGCACGGAGGCGCCCAGUCAAGGAGCUGAUGCGGCCCUGGGCGGCGGCCCGCGCAGGCGACCCUCGGCUCCUCUUCGUGGUGCCCUUCCUGCUGGCAAUGGUGCUGAUACAGCUGUCGAUCACAACUUCACGGUGGACGAACUCGACCAGCUGGUGCGCCUGGCCGAGAAAGCAGGAGAUGCCCAUGCCGUCGGUCGCUACAAGCAGCAGCUCCAGUCCAAGAGAGCUGGUGAUCCGCCCCCGCAGCAGCGCAUCACAGACAUCGGCGCCAAGCAGUACCAGUCCUGGGUGGCCACGCAGCUGGCGACAGUCGCCGAGCUCACGGGCCGCCUCUCUGCUGCCGACGCCAAGUACAAGGAAGCUGCCACCUCCCUCUCUGGUGUCCAGGCUCAGAGUCGUGCAGGUUCCCAGCCCCCACCGGCUAAGUUGUCAAUCGAAGAAGUGGUGAAUGGCACAGGUGACAUUCUCAACCUUAUUGACGUCGACUCGCAUUUCAAUGUGGAUGGAUAUGAAGUUCCUGAUGAGGACCGCAAGAGUAUCACUGAACGGCGUGAUCAACUGUAUGACCAGCUCCAGACUGCCGCCAAGGGCCUCUUCUCGGAGGCCGUGGCCAAGAUGGAGUCCAUCAAGGCAGAUCACGCGGCCCACCUCGCCCGCCUCUCCAAGAAGAGGAAAG
This is a messenger RNA of Prorocentrum cordatum, 760 nucleotides long. Lineage: Eukaryota; Dinophyceae; Prorocentrales; Prorocentraceae. The record is from the annotation of a GenBank genome assembly.